Molecule: messenger RNA, 204 nt
Organism: Onychomys torridus (southern grasshopper mouse)
Lineage: Eukaryota; Metazoa; Chordata; Mammalia; Rodentia; Cricetidae
Gene: Defb123
Product: defensin beta 123
Exons: 2
Coding region: 1-204 (67 amino acids)
Biological process (GO): innate immune response
Cellular component (GO): extracellular region
Source: RefSeq, a predicted model, not a curated record
AUGAAGCUCCUGCUGUUGACCUUGGCCGCACUGCUGCUCUUGUCCCAGCUCACUCCAGGUGAGGCUCAGAAAUGCUGGAACCUCCAUGGCAAGUGCCGUCACCGAUGCUCCAGGAAGGAGAGUGUCUACGUCUACUGCACCAACGGGAAGAUGUGCUGCGUGAAGCCCAAAUACCAACCGAAGCCAAAGCCCUGGAUAUUUUAA